AUGCCCUCCCAAUCAUUUGCGUCAGCGAAUAUAAUCGUUAUGCUACGUCAGCUCCGAUCAUUAUGCCAUGUCAAUGCCAACCAAGCUGCCUCAGCAUCGCCAUUUACGUUCUCUUCUCCUCCCUCGCGAUUUGUGUCUUUCAGGGCAUAUAGCAGCUACGCAGUAACACAUCGCGCCCGACCAACUACCUCUACAAGCGCCAUAACAAGGCAAUGGCAGUCAACGCCCUUCUACUCUACCUCCGCUCCUCGUCCACCAAAGCCUACAAAGAAACCCAACCUCGAAGACGUUAUCCCUCAAAUACCUCAACCUACAAAACCUAAGAAACCCCAACCGGCAUGGGGAGUACAGAAGAAGGCAUUAAAAUCUAAAUUUGAAGAAGGGUGGAAGCCACGAAAGAAGCUGUCUCCUGAUACCAUGGAGAGUGUCCGCAAGCUACAUAGCAUGGACUCUGUUAAAUUCUCGACAAAAAACCUGUCAGAACAAUUCAAGGUUUCCCCAGAAGCGAUUCGAAGAAUAUUGAAGAGUAAAUGGAGGGCGACUGAAGCAGAGGAAGUGGAUAGGAGAGAAAGAUGGGAAAAGCGAAAAAUACGGAUACGUGAACAAAUGACCGAGCUCGGUCUAAGGCGCCCUGACGGCAUUUCCAAAAAGAGCCUUGAUAACGACAAAGAGCUAUCUCGAAGGAGUAAGAACUGGGGGGUUACAGAUAAGGAGCUAGUUGAUAUUGUGUCUGAGGCUGAAGAAGAUUCGCCUCCGAAAUACUAA
Molecule: messenger RNA, 765 nt
Organism: Arthroderma uncinatum
Lineage: Eukaryota; Fungi; Ascomycota; Eurotiomycetes; Onygenales; Arthrodermataceae
Exons: 1
Coding region: 1-765 (254 amino acids)
Cellular component (GO): nucleus
Source: RefSeq, a predicted model, not a curated record